Molecule: messenger RNA, 267 nt
Organism: Melampsora larici-populina 98AG31
Lineage: Eukaryota; Fungi; Basidiomycota; Pucciniomycetes; Pucciniales; Melampsoraceae
Exons: 1
Coding region: 1-267 (88 amino acids)
Source: RefSeq, a predicted model, not a curated record
AUGAAUACCAUCAGCCUCAUUGGAACCAGUGUGCUUAUUGGCACCUUGGCAGCACCUGUUCACGCCAUGGCCAUUGAAGAGCGUGGCUCAACCUCUUGCUACCAACGAAUUUCAAAAGAAAAACAGGUUUUGGACGAUGGAGAUGAGCUUGUACAUUCCAGAGGCGAGGAUGAUUGGAGGCACCAGGACUGGUCCCCUCAAGGUUGUUGUACUAGUGAUGAUGUCUCAAAUGAUGGUUGUUGUGGUAGUGGUUGCAACAUUAUGUGA